AUGGCAGGCUACGGCCUGUGCGUAGCCAAGGCACAGUACCCUAUUGCUGAGAUGAUAGACCUGCUGAGGAAAAAGGGAAAGAACGUGCGAUUCGGCAUCCACCCCGUAGCAGGUCGCAUGCCCGGACAGCUGAACGUGCUGCUGGCUGAGGCCGGCGUGCCGUACGACCUCGUCCUCGAGAUGGACGAGAUCAAUGAAGACUUCCCCGACACCGACCUGACGCUGGUCAUCGGCGCCAACGACACGGUGAACUCGGCCGCCGAGGACGACCCUAACUCCAUCAUCGCUGGCAUGCCCGUCCUGCGGGUGUGGAACUCCGCCAACGUGAUUGUGAUGAAGAGAAGUUUAGGUGUGGGCUAUGCCGCAGUAGAUAAUCCAAUUUUCUACAAGGAGAACACGAACAUGCUGCUCGGCGAUGCUAAGAAAACUUGUGAUGCUCUACUGAGCAAAUGCCAGGAUCACUACUCAGGGCAUUAAGCGUGUUACGAAUGUGAAGUCUCACACAGUACACUAGUACUGCUAGGUUAUUUUCAGCUUCCCUCCCCCUAGUGAGUGAAUCUGAUGCAAUCCAUCCAGUAGACUGGUAGAUGCAAUUUCCAUGGAUGUUGAAGAUGGUGCAUUGCUUCCACAUACUGCAUGCGUGCGCAAUACUUGCUACCACAGCACAUGCACUAGGCGGCUGAUGGGAUUGUGCGAUCUUGUUCUACAAGAAACCGUUUCGACCAUUGAUAUUGUUUAGUGAUGAAAAUCACUUUAAGAAAACCGACUGGUUUUAAAGGUUUUUUUCGUCACCGAACAUUACUACAAUUUGGCACCACUCCACUUAAGAAAUCGGUUCUCGUCACCUGGUUAUUGUGCGUGUGUGUGCGUUUAUUUUUGGUUGCUUGGCUUGGUAAAUGUACGUCCAUGUCAUGCCCUGGCAGCUUGAUUCCCUUCCAGCAUGCUCUAACACGCUUCUUGCAUGCCCUAACACGCUUCUUGCAUGGCUUCUUGUCUUUUUCUAGGUAAUUGUGAUGAAGAGAAGUUUAGGUGUGGGCUAUGCCGCAGUAGAUAAUCCAAUUUUCUACAAGGAGAACACAAACAUGCUGCUUGGCGAUGCUAAGAAAACUUGCGAUGCUCU
Priapulus caudatus is the source of this 1120-nucleotide messenger RNA. RefSeq names its product NAD(P) transhydrogenase, mitochondrial-like. Bases 1 to 477 code for a protein of 158 amino acids. Lineage: Eukaryota; Metazoa; Priapulida; Priapulimorpha; Priapulimorphida; Priapulidae. Gene Ontology annotation, cellular component: mitochondrial inner membrane. Gene Ontology annotation, biological process: NADPH regeneration. Gene Ontology annotation, molecular function: NADP binding; NAD binding. The record is from RefSeq and is a predicted model, not a curated record. The transcript has 4 exons.